AUGGGUUUCGCAGAAUGGAGGCUCCGAAAUAAGUACUGGACAAUAUAUAUAGUACCUCUAGUGGUACUACUUUUGAUGAUUUAUGGCACAUGGGCGUAUUGUCAUAAGUUGUGCUACGAGCGUGUGUAUAGGGACUUCGGCCACAAGGCCACCGCUAUAGGAUUGAUCUGCACCUGCUGUGUCCUAGAUGCGCUGAUCAUAGCCAUUUGGGUACUAAUAGUUUCAUGUGGACCAGGUCACCAACCGGGUGUGGCACCCCAUCUCUUGGUAGACUCCGCGGACUUGGAGAACACAACAGUGGCGCCUAACUGCUACCAGAGUGAUCCGCACGGAUACCCUGUGUGGUGCAGCAAUUGCCAGUCCUUGAAGGUUGGGAGGACAAAACACUCUUCACACCAGGGCCAUUGUGUACCAAGAUUUGAUCAUUACUGUGUUUGGUUAGGCGCAGUCAUCGGAUUCAAGAAUUACCGCCUGUUUGUGCAAUUUGUGUUCUACUUUGCUGUAUUGUUAAUGAUAGUCUGGAUAACUAUAAGUGUAUACAUCAGGGAUAUUCGUCAAUACCAUGCAAGGUUGAACGCGAACUUGAUAGUUCUGUUGAUCAUAAGCGGGAUAGGAUGGCUCAUGACGUCAGGUCUAUUUGUGUCGUAUAUAUACUACAUGAGUCAGAAUUUAACAUCCAUCGAGGUCAUUGACUUGAAGAAGCGCAAGCGCACGCCUGAAUUGAGCAUGCAGAGACUCUACUGUUAUUACAACUCUGACGACCACUACCGGUACGUGGUCAAAUUGGAUAACGACUUCAAAGGGUCAGUGUAUAAGAAGCAUUGGUUAAAAAACAUCAAAGAGUUCAUGGGUUCUAACCCAAUGCUGUGGUUUAUUCCAUUGCCCCAGUACUGGCAUGAAAGUCCGCUCGCUAAUGGUGAAAGAGACGUCAACACUAUUGUGUCACCAUACCAGGAAGAAGUGGGUCCUCACACCAUUGACUACAUAAAAAAGAGGAUUGAAUCUGGCGAGUACAUCCACAAAUUCAAAGAGCCAGGCAGAGAGAAAACACAUUUAUAG
Messenger RNA from Nakaseomyces glabratus, 1059 nucleotides. RefSeq names its product palmitoyltransferase PFA5 (gene PFA5). Gene Ontology annotation, biological process: peptidyl-L-cysteine S-palmitoylation; protein targeting to membrane. The record is from RefSeq and is a predicted model, not a curated record. Gene Ontology annotation, cellular component: endoplasmic reticulum; Golgi apparatus. Lineage: Eukaryota; Fungi; Ascomycota; Saccharomycetes; Saccharomycetales; Saccharomycetaceae. Gene Ontology annotation, molecular function: protein-cysteine S-palmitoyltransferase activity.